AGAAAAACAGGGGUGCAGCGAGUCUAGCGACUAAAAAAAAGCUUGAAACGGCUGUACUCUAGCGAUUAGUUGGGGAAUCUGGCGGCGAAGAGCCGAGGCUGGGACCGAAAGGCAGCGACUCGGCAAGAAUCGCUCAGGCCGGUCGGGGAGAUCAAGGCGAGAGGCUGGUGAAUCGCUCAAGGCAGUCCGUAGCAAACUGAUUGCUGAAUUCCGGAAGUCUACGGCAGCAGCAAACUUUCAUUAACAGGAAGGGUUGCUUGGGGAAUCAAAACAAGACUUUUCAAAGAGAAAUGCGAAACACCGCUGUUGAUUCGAGUUUGCACCGCACUUUCAAAUACUUAUUAGCUACACAAUUUCUGUCAAGGGGAAUCCCGUUCGUAUUCAAUUCCUGGAUUGUUAGACAUCUCUCAGAAGAAGAUUAUGCGAAGUGGAUAUGUAUGUAAGCAUCGUGAGUUUUUUUGCGGAAAUGAAAAAGAGGCAUUAUUGAUAGACAUUCCUAUGUGGCACACGUCUAUUUGGUUGAUGAUCACAUAACUGUUUUUUCAUUACCCAAUGAAUGUGUUGCAAAUAAGAAUGUUUGUGCUGUACAAUUCCAUCUGUUUGUGACUUGCAUAUUGUUUUUAAGUAGAGAGGGAUUCAGGCGAGCUUGCAUGAGGGAAGAUAUCACAUGUGAUGGUGCUUCAGCAGCAGGAGAAACUGAAGCUAAGCUUUUGAAAGUCGCCUGGAUGACCUUCCCAUUAGGGGUACUGGUCACAUUUUUUGCUUGUUUGAUUGUAUUCUGGUGGCAAGAUCUAGGUUAUUCCAGUCCUUAUGGACGAGCUAUCUUGAUUAAUGGUAAGAAGCUAAUAACACUAUCACAUGCUUCGCGAAAUUAAUUAUCCUAGCAUAUUAACACAUAAGCUGUCUUACGGGUUGUGGAUUGUUAGAAUUGUACAAAGUUAAUAAAGGUAAUUCUGAAUUCGGAAGGCAUUUUUGGGGAAAAACUAAAAUAAAUAUUGCGGGAGUGACAGCUCAACUUUUAACGGCACUAAGAGUCCAAGAGGUAAACUAAAAUAUUUUGGUCCCUUUUCCUUUAUGCCUUUAUUGAUGUUGCCAUUUAAUUGUUGUCUGUGUCAUCUGUUGGUGUUGUAUUAUUGUUCAAAGGUUUUUACUAUAAGCAUAAGCACUUGACCUUAUUCAUUAAUAAUUGAUUGUGGGGAGCGGAUUGUUGACUAUGGGUUUGCAUGCGUGCUCUUUACCUUCUGAUCAUAUUUUCUGGUGGAGAAAGAGAAGGUUUUGCAUGCAUUCUUGAGCUACUGGCAGAACCAUUCUUUAUUUUGGCCCAAAAAUUGGCUCUUCUCAAAUUGCGGCUGAUUGUUGAAACUGCUGCCACUCUUUCACGUUGUAUAGUAACAUAUGCUCUCAUCCUGAAGCAACCAAGCUCGGAGAAAGCAAUUGUAUUUUCAAUGUCACAGGUUGCGUAUGGAGCAUCUAUUUUCAUAGGCUACUGGGCGUACUUUCUUUUGUGCCAAUUAUACACAACUCGUGUUCUAUUUCCGUUCAGGAUAGGAAAUACAAUAAGCUAUGAUCAACGGCUUGUGAACAUGUGCAUGAUACUUAAUCUUCAAUCCGUUCAGAAGUUGAUUCUUCAGGAAGGUGAAAAGAUGGUCCUUGUAUGGUUUGAUACACCGUAUAACCAAGCAGUAUACGGACUUGUAGACAAACUAGGGAGCCUAGUGGUGAGGCUGAUUUUUCUUCCCUUUGAAGAAAGCUCAUAUGCAACGUUUGCAAGGUCUGCAUCAGGAGAUCAAGAACGGAAAAAGGAGAAACUGGGAAGGAGUCUAACAGAUGCACUGAAGCUUGUUUUGCUUAUUGGUCUAGUUGUUAUUGCAUUUGGUCCAAGCUAUUCGUAUUCCCUCAUCAGAUUGCUGUAUGGUAGAAAAUGGAGCGAUGGAGAAGCUACCAAAGUACUCCAAUGUUAUUGCCUUUAUGUGAUCGUUUUGGCCAUGAAUGGGACGUCUGAAGCAUUUCUACAGGCAGUUGCAACAAAGAAAGAACUUAAACGAUCAAAUGGUUCAUUGCUUGCCUUCUCAUUGAUAUAUGUGAUCAUGAACGUCUUGCUUAUCAGAUCAGCAGGCGCAAUUGGAUUGAUUUUAGCAAACUCUCUGAAUAUGAUCUUCAGGAUAGUUUACUCAGCGGUUUUCAUCAAAAAGUAUUUCAAGGAAUCAUCAUCCUUUGCGUUUAGAGCUUGCAUGCCCGGAGGUUAUGAAUUUGUGUUGGUUUCAGGAGUAGCCACCUUCAUAGUUGAAAAGAUGUACCUUAACCGAGACAGCUUCUCGGCCACCUUCACCGUUCACUUCUCAUUUGGUUUAUUCUGUUUUCUUGUGGCCGCUUUCAUAAUCUAUCAAAAGGAGAGGCCUUUCAUCUUGAAAAUUAUACGCUUCCGCGAACAUGCUGAUUGAAUGUGCUAAAGAAUUACAUCUUGGUCAAUAAGCUUCGUGAAAAGUUUUGCUCUAUUUCAAGAACAAGGAAUCAUAAGCACUAGGUAACAUAAUUUUUACAUUAAUUGCUGUAAUCUGUAAUCCAUCAUUUCCACAUGAAAUUAUUCUCUAAUGAUAUGAAGAUUACGGGCAUUUAUGGUAUACUAUGCUUGUUACCAGAUGUUCACCCCACACUUUUUUAAUUGAUUUGCCUUCCACACAAUUAUGUCACGAAAUUUGUACAACCAUAUGUUUUAUUUUCAAUCCUCUUGAGUGUUGAACCUA
This is a messenger RNA of Cuscuta europaea, 2744 nucleotides long. NCBI's taxonomy places the organism in Eukaryota, Viridiplantae, Streptophyta, Magnoliopsida, Solanales, Convolvulaceae. The record is from the annotation of a GenBank genome assembly.